Misgurnus anguillicaudatus (oriental weatherfish) is the source of this 2327-nucleotide messenger RNA. RefSeq names its product olfactomedin. Gene Ontology annotation, biological process: signal transduction. NCBI's taxonomy places the organism in Eukaryota, Metazoa, Chordata, Actinopteri, Cypriniformes, Cobitidae. The record is from RefSeq and is a predicted model, not a curated record.
GUUCUUUUUUGAUUGAACUUUUAGUGUGGUCAGCUAGCAGAGAGUUAGCCACCCAUGCUGAACUUGAAAAAAAUCAACAAAUGAAGAAAUACCGUGUGUUUUCUUAUCUCUGUGGACAGUUUCUUCAGAUCUGUGAAAAAUGGACAUGUUUAGUUGUGAUAAGAGUUUGCUUAAUCAUCAUUUCAAUAUAAAUACAAAAUGCUGAAAUCACACAGGUUUUGAAAUGUUACUUUUUAGAUUAUUUCGUUAUGUUGCUUUGUAAUACCAGAUACAGUAUUUUCAUAAGUACGGUUGCAACAUUUGUUUGUGUGCGGGUUUAAAGCAGGACUGUAUUGUCUUUGCCACCAUUUGACCAUCAUGCUCUCGUACCUGUUGCUCCUCGCAGUCAUAUCGACUGUUCAGGCUGAGAAGAUUCAAGGUGUAGAGGAGAACAAUGCCUGUGUAUGUAAAUUAAGCAGCUCUAUCUGGGCUUUUCCUGCCAAACGGUUUGAGGAAGUCGAAACACAAGUCCAGAUCUGUGAUGACAACUUGAAGAAUUUACAGAAAAAGAUAAAGACCAAUAAUGUAGAGCUGCAAAAGAUGGAAUCUGCUCUCAAGAAAAUCACAGAUCGGUUGGAACCCUUUGAUUAUCUCAACAACAAUGGCCUGUACAACGCCCUUCAACUGAGAAAGCUAAGCCAGGAACUUGAAGCGAUCCUUCAGACAGCCAAUGAAGCACAUCAGACAAAUCCCAACAAAGACACAAGUAAACUUCUCAAAGAGUUGGAUAAAACAAAGAGUGACAUUGAGGGCAUGUACAACGACAAUUUAUUCAAUCUCCAGACCAUGAAAAUGAGAUUACGUGACCUCAACAACAGAGCACAAACGUGCAAAACCAUACCAGACGAUUUCAGAAGUUCUUGUCAUCAGCGUAUCAUGACCAGCAUAAGUUCUCCAAGUGUCACAAAGCUCAACUCAAUACAUAAGUCGUACAUCUCUGGUGCUUGGGGCCGAGAUGCCAAACUGAACGAGCAAAUCUACUGGGAGCACUGCCUGGUCAGUGGAAACAAACAUGGCAACACAAUCCGAAUUUACAAAUCAUAUGAAGAUUUCAUGGGCAGCAAAAACUACAAAGAUGAAUACAUUGCAUCAUCUUACAGUCACGCUAAUGCCGUCCAGGGUUCAGGCACUAUACUGUACGAUAACACUGUGUUUUACCAAUGCUACACCAAAGCUGAGAUUUGCAGUUUCAAUAUUAUAACAAAAGUAACCAAGCGAAAGGCUAUCGUUGGUGCUGGUUUCGAAAACACAUUUCCAUACUGCUACUACAGCUGUCGUGAUUGGACCGACUUUGAUCUGGAAGCGGAUCAAGGCGCUGUAUGGGUGAUAUACGCCACGGAGGAGAACCACGGCAAUAUCGUUGUGAGCCGUUUGGACCCGGUUGAGCUCAAUAUUACGCAUACCUGGAAAACACAUUUGUUUAAGAGAUCUGUCACUAACACGUUUAUGGUGUGCGGUGUCUUGUAUGCGACACGUUAUGUUAAUGCUUACCGAGAAGAGGUAUUUUACGCCUUUGAUACGGUCACUGGUCAGGCGAUAAACACUCUUUCUAUAUCUUUUGAGAAAGUUGCAGCUGGUAUAGCCAAUCUGCAUUUUAACCCUGUUGACCGGAAACUUUACAUUUAUAAUGAUGCUUAUCUUUUAGCAUAUGACACCGUCUUUUAAGGUGGGAUAAGCAGAUACAUAAGAUGGAUACAUUGCCCCACUGUUUUUUCUUUUAAUUGAAAGUCAAAUUACGCUUAAUGCAAUUGUUUUUUAUAUUCCCAGACAGCAGACGACUCUGGGCCGGAUCUGCGCCAAAAUCAGCAGCUCCGGUGUGGAUCUGGCCCAGAGUCAUUUGCUCUUUGGGUUAGGACUGAAAUAUGAUCUGUUGUCCUUCAUAUAGUCUGCAAUAAUAAGUAUGGUUUUUAUGUUGUUAUGUGAACAUCGCACUUACAAUGUAUGUUAAUAAGAUGACCAAAUCUUUCAAAUAAAUGUGCUUGUGCAGUGUUGAUGUUUUUUUUUCUUUUAGUGGAACCUGAACUAAACAUAAAAAUACAUGGGGUGCAUCCCAAUUAGUUCUCUAUUGUACAAAUAUUUUGCUUCCUUAUAUUUUUAAGUAUAAUCGAAUUUUAGCUAUUUCAAUUCUGAACAGUGUUGAAUUGCUUAUAAAAAUGAGUUGAAAUUGUAAUAAAAUAGUUCAUUGAAAUGACAUGUAAAGCUAAUUUGAUUGUACAACAAAAAUCUAAUGCAGCAAAACAGUCAUACACAACAGUCAUAUACACAGUCAGGAGUCAAGGCCUGUUUUA